This is a messenger RNA of Peromyscus maniculatus bairdii (prairie deer mouse), 1507 nucleotides long. It is a transcript of the gene Penk, whose product is annotated as proenkephalin. The record is from RefSeq and is a predicted model, not a curated record. NCBI's taxonomy places the organism in Eukaryota, Metazoa, Chordata, Mammalia, Rodentia, Cricetidae. Gene Ontology annotation, biological process: sensory perception; chemical synaptic transmission; neuropeptide signaling pathway. Gene Ontology annotation, cellular component: plasma membrane; neuronal cell body; axon terminus. Gene Ontology annotation, molecular function: opioid receptor binding.
CUGCGUCAGCGGCAGCCCCGCCGGCGAUUGGGGCGCGCGCGCCUCCUUCGGUUUGGGGCUAAUUAUAAAGUGGCUGUGUCCGCUGCCAGCCUCCGGACCGCGAGGCAAGCGCUCAGAGCCCCGCAGCCCAGCGACACCGAGGACCGCGACGAGUGGCGUCUGGGACCCGCGCCUCCAGGAGCCUGCUCCGUCCGAACAGUGGCAGCCCCAUGGCGCGAUUCCUGAGACUUUGCACCUGGCUGCUGGCGCUUGGGUCCUGCCUCCUGGCCACAGUGCAGGCAGAUUGCAGCCAGGACUGCGCCAAGUGCAGCUACCGCCUAGUACGCCCCGGAGACAUCAACUUCUUGGCUUGCACACUGGAAUGUGAAGGACAGCUGCCUUCUCUCAAAAUCUGGGAGACCUGCAAGGAUCUCCUGCAGGUGUUCAAGCCUGAGUUCCCUUGGGAUAGCAUCGACAUGUUCAAAGACAGCGGCAAACAGGAUGAGGGCCACUUGCUGGCCAAGAAGUACGGAGGGUUCAUGAAAAGGUAUGGGGGGUUCAUGAAGAAGAUGGAUGAGCUUUAUCCUGUGGAGCCAGAAGAAGAAGCCAAUGGAGGGGAGAUCCUUGCCAAGAGGUAUGGCGGCUUCAUGAAGAAGGAUGCAGAUGAGGGUGACACCCUGGCCAACUCCUCCGACCUGCUGAAAGAGCUGCUGGGAACAGGAGACAACCGUGCAAGGGAGAGCCAACACCAGGAGAGCACUGACAGGGAGGACGACAGUGUGAGCAAGAGGUACGGGGGCUUCAUGAGAGGCCUCAAAAGAAGCCCCCAGCUGGAAGACGAAGCAAAAGAGCUGCAGAAGCGCUACGGGGGCUUCAUGAGGAGGGUGGGCCGCCCCGAGUGGUGGAUGGACUACCAGAAGAGAUACGGGGGCUUCCUGAAGCGCUUCGCUGAGUCUCUGCCCUCCGACGAAGAAGGGGAAAGUUACUCUAAAGAAGUUCCUGAGAUAGAAAAAAGAUAUGGAGGAUUUAUGCGAUUUUAAAGCCCUUUCCCGACAGUGACCCCAGGCACCCACCGGCCCGCUCCACCCCCAGUCAGCAACUGCCCCGUCAUGGUGUUUGUUGUCCUGUGCUGCUUGUGCUGUAGCGCCGCCGUGUGGUCCCGAUGAUAACUACACUGCCUGAUGUAGCGCCGCCGUGUGGUCCCGAUAACAACUACACUGCCUGAUGUAGCGCCGCCGUGUGGUCCCGAUAACAACUACACUGCCUGAUGUAGCGCCGCCGUGUGGUCCCGAUGAUAACUACACUGCCUGAUGUAGCGCCGCCGUGUGGUCCCGAUAACUACACUGCCUGAGAGCUGUGAUGUCAGGGGUCUGUGUUCUUUUGAGUCUUAAAGCUCAGUAUUGGCCCAGUGCAGCUAUCUCCUUAUCAUGCCGUAAUAGUUUCUGUUACCUCAUCCCUCACUUUUGACAAAACGUCAAUAAAAUGCUUACUUGUAUAUAAAUAUAAUAAACUCAUUACCCCAACUGCA